ACUGUUAUCCAUAAAACCUACCGCAUGAGAGCUCGGGCCCACUGCCCCACUUCCCAACGUUCGGACUCCUGCCACUGGUGUAAAAAAAAAAAUGCUUCGAUAUUUUUUCCUUCCUCGAAGCCCUCGAGAAUCGCAAGGACGCAGUCAAACCGCUGCUUCCCACCACCUCAACGGCGACCAGCAAGCACACUUGGGCUCACCAGUGCUAGCUGCCCACUAUGCCUCUCUUCAUUCUCGCAGAGACUAGCGCCGGCUAUGGUCUUUUCAAGGCCGCCGACAAGAAGCUACUCGAUGACGACAGCAUCACGGAGCGUCUGUCGACUGUUGACAAGAUUGUAAAGGAGAUCAAGUAUAAGCAAUUUGCCAAGUUCGAAAGCGCUGCCAGUGCGCUCGAGGAAAUCACAGGCUUAAUAGAGGGCAAGGUCACACCAAGACUUGCCCAUCUGCUUGAGGAGUUCAAGGAUGAGAAGAAGGUCACAUUGGCGGUGAACGAGACCAAGCUUGGAAGCUCCAUCCUCAAGCUGCCCCAACUCAACAUCAAGCCCGUUGCGGACGGCACGACAAAUGAACUCUUCCGUGCCAUUCGUCAGCAUCUUCCCGAUCUGAUUCCGGGUAUGCUGCCUGAGAAUUUCAAGGAGAUGACGUUGGGUCUUGCUCACUCGCUCUCCCGACACCGCCUCAAGUUCUCGCCCGAGAAGGUUGACGUUAUGAUUGUCCACGCUGUGUCCCUCUUGGACGACCUCGACAAGGAAUUGAACACAUACGCCAUGAGAGUAAAGGAGUGGUAUGGCUGGCAUUUCCCCGAAUUGGCCAAGAUUCUUCCCGACAAUCUUUCCUACGCCCGCAUCAUCGUUACGAUGGGUGUCCGAGCCAACGCCCCUAAGGCAGAUCUUUCAGAGAUCCUCCCCCACGAGAUCGAGACGGCCGUCAAGGCCGCUGCUGAUAUUAGCAUGGGCACAGAGAUUGGUCCUGAGGACUUGGAAAACAUCUGCCAGCUCGCUGAAUCGGUAAUCAACCUUUCCGAGUACCGAAAGCAACUUUCGGAGUAUCUCGAGAACCGCAUGAGGGCCAUUGCCCCCAACAUGACGGAACUUGUCGGUGCUCUUGUUGGUGCGAGACUUAUCGCCCACGCAGGAUCGCUCAUGAGCCUGGCCAAGAGCCCCGGUAGCACCAUUCAGAUUCUGGGUGCCGAGAAGGCGCUCUUCCGUGCUCUCAAGACCAAGCACGCGACUCCCAAAUACGGUCUGAUCUACCACGCUUCUCUUGUUGGCCAGGCCUCUGGAGCAAACAAGGGCAAGAUGGCUCGUCAACUCGCCUCCAAGGUGGCUCUGGGUGUCCGCACAGAUGCCUUGGCAGAAUUUGAGGAAAAUGCCGCCGACGAGACACGCGCAAACCUCGGAAUACGGUCCAAGGCCAGACUUGAGAACAACCUCAGACAUCUUGAGGGCAAGCCUCUUUUCUCCAAAGGCUCCUCAGCAAAUGACAUGCCCUUGGGCGCGCCCAAGUGGGACAUCAAAGAAGCUCGCAAGUAUAAUAUCGACGCUGAUGGUCUGCUUGGAGAGGAGCCUUCUGCCAAGAAGAGGGCUCUGAUCGAAGAGGUUCCCGAGGUAGAAAUGGAAGAUGUUGAACCCGACCACGAAUCAGAUGUGGAGAUGAAGGAGACUCCCAAAAAGAGUGGAAAGAAGGCGGCGGACCCUGACUCUGAAGAUGAGGAGGAAUCUCGUUCGGCCAAGAAGGCCCGCAAGGAGAAGAAAAAGGCCGCCAAAUCCAAGAAGGCCCCCGAGGGAGCCGCGACACCGGUAUCCAGCUCCAAGAAGAACGUGGAGGCGCCACAGACUGCGGCAUCCAAGACGCUCAGCUCCAAGGACAUCGGGCGCCUUGCCAAAUCUGCCGGCCUGUCAGUUUCCAAGUUCACUCGCCGCUACGAGCGUGGUCAGGUCAAGCUAAACCCGGACGGCACUAUUGAUGUUCUGAGCAAGAAGGACCUAAAGGAGCAGGAGGCUGAGGAGGAGACGCCGGUGAAGGCCAAGGGUUCCAAGCGCAAGCACGAUGCCGAAGAGGAAGAGGAGGCAGAACAGACACCCGCGAAAGAAGACAAGCCGAAGAAGAAGAAGAAGCACCACAGCGAUGCAUGAGGCUGCUGCUUUCUGACUGAUUCUUCUGUAUGAUACAUUUUGCGGUUAUACCAACUCUUGUCACCUGGCGUUUGGAAUGGGGUAAACGGCGUCAUUGGAGCAUAGUCUGCGCUUUGUAGUGUCACGGGGCGCUGCAUCUUGGAGGUGACUGGAAAAAUGGGCUGAGAGGCUUUGGCUGCCGAAUGUUGAGUGAUGGUAGCGCUCUACUUAGUGAGCAGCGAUCAUGUUCAUUGAACCAUAAAGGAGCGUGUGUCUGGCUUGCUCUCUAGUAUAAGAAUUAAAAAUGAUAUAAGGUCG
This is a messenger RNA of Lasiosphaeria miniovina, 2432 nucleotides long. RefSeq lists its product as uncharacterized. Gene Ontology annotation, cellular component: box C/D methylation guide snoRNP complex; small-subunit processome. NCBI's taxonomy places the organism in Eukaryota, Fungi, Ascomycota, Sordariomycetes, Sordariales, Lasiosphaeriaceae. The transcript is spliced from 3 exons. Gene Ontology annotation, molecular function: snoRNA binding. Bases 219 to 2135 code for a protein of 638 amino acids. The record is from RefSeq and is a predicted model, not a curated record.